AUUCUUUGUCUCCUUUUCUGAUAUUAGGAGCACCGAGUCAAUGAUUUGGAGAAGAAAUACUACAGAGAUCACCUAUUUCAUCCUGCUAGGGUUCUCAGAUUUUCCCAGAAUUAUAGCAAUACUCUUUGUCAUAUUUCUGGUGAUCUAUAUUACAUCUCUGACCUGGAACCUGAGCCUCAUUGUUUUAAUAAGGAUGGAUUCCCACCUCCAUACACCCAUGUACUUCUUUCUUAGUAAUCUGUCCUUCAUAGAUGUCUGCUAUGUCAGCUCUACAGUCCCCAAGAUGCUCUCCAACUUCUUCCAGGAGCAGCAAACUAUUACCUUCGUGAGUUGCAUUAUUCAGUACUUUAUCUUUUCAACGAUGGGACUGAGUGAGUCUUGUCUCAUGACGGCCAUGGUCUAUGACCGCUACGCUGCCAUUUGUAACCCCCUGCUCUAUGCAUCUAUCAUGUCACCCAGCCUGUGUGGUCAGAUGGUCCUAGGAGCCUACAUGGCUGGACUCACUGCUUCUUUAUCCCAAAUUGGUACUUUGCUUCAGCUCUACUUCUGUGGGCCUAAUGUCAUCAAUCACUUCUUCUGUGACAUGCCUCAACUGUUAAUCCUGUCCUGCACUGACACUUUCUUUGUACAGGUCAUGACUGUUAUAUUAGCAAUGUUCUUUGGGAUAGUAAAUGCUCUAAUUAUCAUGAUAUCCUAUGCCUAUAUUGGCAUCUCCAUCAUGAAAAUCACUUCAGCUAAAGGCAGGUCCAAGGCAUUCAACACCUGUGCUUCUCAUUUGACAGCUGUUUCUCUCUUCUAUACAUCAGGUAUCUUUGUCUAUUUGAGUUCCAGCUCCGGUAGUUCCUCCAGCUUUGACAGAUUUGCGUCAGUGUUUUACACUGUGAUUAUUCCCACGUUGAAUCCCUUGAUUUACAGUCUGAGGAACAAGGAAAUUAAAGAUGCCUUGAAGAGGUUACAGAAGAGAAGGUGCUGCUGAGGUCAUUAUUUCUGAAAGAUCUGACAGAUUUUGCCUGCCAAAAUCACC
Carlito syrichta (Philippine tarsier) is the source of this 1024-nucleotide messenger RNA. Its product is annotated as olfactory receptor 5AN1. Gene Ontology annotation, cellular component: membrane. Gene Ontology annotation, biological process: sensory perception of smell; G protein-coupled receptor signaling pathway. Bases 41 to 976 code for a protein of 311 amino acids. Gene Ontology annotation, molecular function: G protein-coupled receptor activity; olfactory receptor activity; odorant binding. The record is from RefSeq and is a predicted model, not a curated record. Lineage: Eukaryota; Metazoa; Chordata; Mammalia; Primates; Tarsiidae. The transcript has a single exon.